ACCUUCAAUCAACUCCAUCAUAAAUCUCACAUCUUACGCACACAAACCAACUUAUCAACCAAAUCGCCAACAUGGGUUUCUGGGACAACAAGGGAGAGAACUACGACCAGGUCUACAACAAUGACAACUUUGAGGAGAACAAGUCUAGCUUGGGCCAUGAGGUGAUUGUUGGAGGAGCAGCCUUUGCCGGCUUCAAGGCGUUCGAGGACCAUCAGCGCAACGAGGGCAAGCCCGUAUCCCACGCCUUUGCAAAGGAGCUACUUGCCGGGUUCGCAGCUGCUGAGGUUGACAAGCUCGCCGAGACCAAGGGCGAGGACUGGUUCGACCGCGAAAAGGCCAAGCGCGAUGCAAAGAAGCACGCUGAGCAGAUGUACGACGACCAUUACGUCGACAACCACGGCGCAGAUCAAUACGACCCCAACCAGUACAGUGGUCCCCAGCAGUUCGACAAUCGCAGUUGGUAGGCGGGAGAUUGACGGACGGGGAGGUUGUGAUUGGUCAACUCUUACAGAAAGUUUCACAUGAACCAAUCAUGUACUAGCUUAGGCUUGUAAUCCGUGCUGCUUACUCUACAAUGCUUAUUGCAAAUGCUAACAAUGCUUACAAUGCUUACUCUGC
This is a messenger RNA of Pyrenophora tritici-repentis Pt-1C-BFP, 618 nucleotides long. RefSeq names its product DUF3759 domain containing protein. NCBI's taxonomy places the organism in Eukaryota, Fungi, Ascomycota, Dothideomycetes, Pleosporales, Pleosporaceae. The record is from RefSeq and is a predicted model, not a curated record.